Astyanax mexicanus (Mexican tetra) is the source of this 2579-nucleotide messenger RNA. Its product is annotated as protocadherin beta-16-like. Gene Ontology annotation, biological process: homophilic cell-cell adhesion. Lineage: Eukaryota; Metazoa; Chordata; Actinopteri; Characiformes; Acestrorhamphidae. The transcript has 2 exons. Gene Ontology annotation, molecular function: calcium ion binding. Gene Ontology annotation, cellular component: plasma membrane. The coding region runs from base 165 to 2579 and encodes 804 amino acids. The record is from RefSeq and is a predicted model, not a curated record.
GCGGGCUCACAAGGCAGCGACGUUGAAGCAUUGUGAGAAUAUUUUCACGUUAGCUUUUUUUUCAUACUUCGGCUGGUUAUUUAAAUGUUAUAUUAUUAUAUUAAUCAGAAAACAGGACUUUAAUCUUGGCAACAGUGGAGGUGCAUCAGUUUGGACAGUUUAACAUGGAGAACACCGGAUUAUUUGCUCGUUCUUUUUUGUUUGGCGUGACGUGUUUUUUGAUUAUGUUAUCGAAGGUGAAUGGAGAUGUAAGUUAUUCUGUUCCCGAAGAGAAAAAGAUUGGCUCUGUGAUUGGGAAUCUGGCUAGGGAUCUUGGAAUUAAUGUGAAGACGCUAGCCUUGCGUAAAGCGCGUUUGGAUGUCGACGAGGGCAGCAAUCGAUAUUGUGACAUAGACAUGAAUACUGGAGAUCUGAUUGUCGCUGAGAGAAUCGACAGAGAAGAGCUAUGUGGACUUACGACUACUUGUACGUUGAAAUAUGAAGUAAUUAUUGAAAACCCUCUGGAAUUACAUCGCAUUGUUGUAGAAAUUACUGACAUUAAUGACAACUCCCCCACGUUUGCAAAGGAAAUUAUCACAUUGGAGAUCAGAGAAUCAGCUGAUAAAGGCGCACGUUACGCUGUGAAUGAAGCACAUGAUGCAGACAUAGGAAUCAAUAGCGUACAGAGUUACAAAUUGAAAGAAAAUUCUUACUUUUCUUUUGUUUUUCAUAAUAAACCUGGUCAGGAAAAAUAUGGCGAGUUAGUCCUUGAAAAAGAACUGGAUCGUGAACAGGAGCAGGAGGUGAGGCUCUUUCUCACCGCCAUCGAUGGGGGAAAUCCACCUAGAUCUGCCUCUGUAGUUAUUCAGGUUACUGUACUUGAUACUAAUGAUAAUUAUCCAGUCUUUAGUCAGCCCGUCUACAAGGUAAGCAUACGUGAGGACUCCUCUUAUGGGACCACUAUAACCACAGUGAGCGCCACGGACGCUGAUGAAGGCGCAGAUGGCCAGGUGACCUACGAAUUUGGACAUCUGUCUGGUGACUUGCUUAAAUUGUUUUCGCUUGACUCAAAAACGGGAGAUUUAAUUUUGAAUGGUAACCUCGAUUACGAAAAACAAACAACGUAUGAAUUACGAAUUCAAGGUAAAGAUGGUUCGGGAUUGGCUUCUUUUGCUAAAGUUGUGAUAGAUAUAAUCGACAUUAAUGACAAUGCACCAACCAUACACCUAAAAUCAUUAAGUAACCCAAUUCCAGAAAAUGCAUUGCCUGGAACAGAAGUAGGUAUAAUUAAUGUACAAGAUAAAGAUUCUGGGAGAAACCGACAUAUUCGCUGCAGCAUUCAGGGGAACGUUCCUUUUAUUUUAACUCCCUCUAUUAAGAAUUAUUUCUCAAUUGCCAUAUCUGGUCCACUUGAUCGUGAACUUACAUCAGAAUACAACAUUACAGUUGUUGCUGUGGACGAAGGCACCCUACCAUUAUCUUCCUUGAAAACGUUUCAGCUGUCUCUGGCUGAUGUAAACGACAACAUACCUGUAUUUGAAGAGCAAUCCUAUAAAGCUUUUGUAGCUGAAAAUAACAAACCAGGCACCUCCGUUUGUUCUGUUACUGCGAGAGAUCCAGACUGGGGGCAGAACGGGACAGUGGUGUAUUCCCUGGUACCCAGUGAGGUCAACGGUGUUCCAGUGUCCUCUUUUUUAUCUGUCAAUGCAGACACAGGAGUGAUCCAUGCAGUGAGGUCAUUUGAUUAUGAACAAUUCAGAAGCUUUAAAGUCCAGGUUGUAGCAAGAGACAAUGGUUCUCCUCCACUCAGCAGCAACACGACUGUGAGUGUGUUCAUAUCAGAUGAGAAUGAUAACUCUCCACAGAUAUUAUAUCCUGCUCCAGAAGGAAAGUCUUUAAUGACUGAGAUGGUCCCUAAAGCUGCUCUGUCAGGCUCUCUGGUCUCCAAGAUAAUCGCUGUGGAUGCUGACUCUGGACAGAAUGCGUGGUUAUCCUAUCACAUUAUAAAGUCUACUGAUCCAGGACUUUUCAACAUUGGUCUCCACACUGGAGAGAUCAGGGCACAGCGGGACAUCACUGAAUCUGACAACAUGAAGCAGAACCUUGUUAUUUCAGUGAAGGAUAAUGGACAGCCUCCUCUCUCUACAACCUGUUCUGUGUAUUUACUUAUUUCUUAUAAUCUCGCUGAAGUUCCAGAACUUAAAGACAUGACUUAUGAAGAGAACAACUCCAACCUUACAUCAUAUUUGAUCAUCGCACUUGUUUCAGUAUCAACUUUCUUUCUGACUUUUAUUGUCCUGAUCCUCGCUGUAAAGUUUUGUCACAGACGAAAACCCAGACUGUUGUUUGAUGGAGCAGUCGCCAUUCCCAGUGCAUAUCUCCCUCCCAACUAUGCAGAAGUUGAAGGAGCUGGAACGCUCCGCAGUUCCUACAAUUAUGACGCGUAUCUAACAACAGGCUCACGCACCAGUGACUUUAAAUUCGUGAGAUCCUACAACGAUAACACACUUCCUGCUGAGUGCACUCUGAGGAAGAGCCCUGAUUAUUCAAAUAUAAUCAGUUUUACCGAUGCAUGUGAAACACUAGAGGUAAGUUUAUGA